CUCUUAAACCUUCACCAAUAUAUCCUCCUGUGGUACUGACAUAUUUACUUAGAGAUUUAAAUAAAAGAAAAAGCAAUAAAGUUUCAGAACAGGAUCUUAAAAGGUCCACUAGGAUUUUUUUUGUAUCAUUACAACGAUGCCUGCAUGGAAAUAACACUUUCUGUAAAAGAAAAGAAAAAAAGAAAAAAGUUACUUAAAUCAGGAAGAUUUUUCCAUUCACUGCAAAAUAGGGGAUCUGCUUGUUUCAUAAUCUACCACAGUUUUGACUCAGCGCAUGAUCUCUGGGAACUAAGCAGCAAUUCCUCUUUCAGAGACCGAAAAACUCACAUGUGGAUAUACAGCUGUUUUGGUUUCGAGAAAUAAGCUAAGAAAGGACUUCGCCAAAACUUCACCACCUGGCUCUUGGAUAUAUCUCCAGCGCUAGACUCCAUAUCCCCAUAAAAUCUUUAUUACUCUGUGUUCCUGUUGUAGCCAAAGGUUUGAUUAGAAAUGCUGGGAGAGAGCUUCAUACUCAUGUUAAACUACAGAGAGGAGGCUAUAUGCUCUCCAGACAUGACAUCAUUCUCUCCUUCUGCUGAUUGUGUUCAUGAGACCCACACACUUGCACAGGUUAAAGACACAUUAUCUCUUGAGCCAGGCAGAGAUGUCAGGCCUGUGCAGAAACUGUCUAAGGCCAAAGUUCCUUACAACAGACCUGAUCUCUACAUCUCAAAUCAUGAUGGAAAGCCCUUUGUAAGCCCGAGUCAACCGGAGGAGUCUAAUACUAUCUUGGACAAGCUGUCUUUAGACCUGCAACUGAAUAGCAUCACAGAGAGCAAAAAGGUUCACCCUCUUUCUACAAAACCACAAGAAUGGCACAUUAACUCCAUCCCCCAGCAGCUUCACGUCAUACCAGUGUCAGUCCCCCUCAAGCAGGAUGACAUCACUGAUGAUGGCUACCUUGUCAUGGACAGCAGCAUUAUGCUCAAUGGGGAGCCACCAACUAACUCCAUGCUGAACGGUUACCUGGACAAGAAGCUCCAAGAAGUUUAUAGCCAGUACUUGCAGGAGAGGCUGACGUGUCCUGGAUCUUCUCCAGGUUGCAGCCUGCUCCCUCCCUUCCAGCCGACCAGUCUUAUUCAGCUCAGCCAACCACUAAACAUGGACUCAAGUCUGGAACCAGAGACUAGACAAUGUCAGGGAGCCGUCAGUCAGCGGGCCAGCUCCAACUUCAGCUCCCCAGUACUGCGCAUUUCUAAUGCAGAAUAGCCCAUAAAGCCUAGGCACUCUGAAUAUAUGAAUAUACAGUAUGAAUAUAGAUUAAUAAUAUAUAUGUAUAUAUUAAUAAUGAUAUUGAUAAGAAUUUAUUGAUCACAUACCCAGUAUGUCAGGAAGCUGGGGUCAGAGAUGAUACAGCGCCGCCUGGAGCAGAGAGGGUUAAGGGCCCAACAGUGGCAUCUUGGCAGUGCUCGGGCUUGAACCCCCGACCUUCUGAUAAGUCACCCAGAGCCUUAACCGCCAAGCCACCACUGCCCCCCCCCUGUUGCUAAGCUAAUACUUUGUUGAAGCACCGUUUGAUUUUAUUACACCACUCAUUCUUUUGGGGUAAGAGUCUAUUAGCAUGGCACAGCUUGACUUGCCAAUAUUUUCCCACUCUUUCUUGCAAAAACAUUCUAGAUCCAAGGGCAUCUCUUUUGCACAGCCUGCUUCAGGUCACCCCACGGAGUUUUAGUUGGAUACAGGUCUGGGCGUUGGCUAGGCCAUUCAAAAACAUGAAUCUUCUUUUGGUUAAUCCAUUCCUUUGUUGAUUUGGAUAGAUGCCUUGGGACAUUUUGCUGAAGGUGAAACAAAUUUUCAAGGUUUUGCACUAAAAUCAACUAGUGUUUGUAGCUAUUCAUGAUUCCCUCUACCUUCAUAAAAGCCCCCAGUUCUGACUAAAGAAAAGCAGACCUAAAGCAUAAAGCUUUCACCGUCAUGCUGUACCAUGAGUAUAGUGUUUUUUUGGGUGAUGUUUAAAUGUUUUUGCACCGCACAUGCCUUUUGGAAUUUUGGUCUCAUCACCAUUACACAUUUUCAAACCAUUGGUUUGGGGUGAUUUAGUUGGGCUUGGAUGUUUUUUUGUUUGUUUGUUUGUUUUUUUUUGUUCUUUUUUUUUUUAACUAUAUAUAUAGUUUUAAAAAAAAGUAGGUGCAAGUAGGUGUCACAAAGCUAGCGCAUAAAAACACAGCACACUAAAUCACCACUAAACCGCUAGAACAUCAUCCCCACAGGGAAGCAUGGUGGUGGCAGCAUCAAGCUUUGGGGCUGUUUUUCCUCAGCUGGAACUGGGGCAUUAAUCAGAAUCAAAAGCAUAUCAUUUUGUUUAUCAUUAUAGUUAUCAAUCGCUAUUUUAUGAGUACUUUUUAUUGGUGUAACUUUAUAUUGUUUUGGUUUCUGAUCCACAUACAGAUUUUGUUCUGACUUUUUUUUUAAUGUGAUUUAUUAUUAUUUUUUUUAAAUGUGAAUUUACAUUUUUUAUGAACAUAAAAAAAAAUAUUUCUUUUUCAGUCAGACCAGAUGUGCUCACAAUAUAUGGUGACAAAAUCACAAUACAUUAUUCAUUGUUAUUACAUUGCAUGAAGCCACAGGCACAUUUUUUUUUUUUGCAGUAACACAAAACAAAACCUCAACAUUUUUUUUUCAAACUGAGAGUGGGUUUUCUGCUGAGGAAGUGUGUCUGAGCUGGCACAUGCUCUAACUUUUCAGGCGGAUUCAGGAUAUGGUUAAUCAGCAGCUGUCUUCCACUUCCUAUAUUAUGCAAGCUUCUUUCCUGAAUGGAUGCAAGACAUGUUAGUAUUGAGUACUCAAUUAUUUUUUUUGCCUCAUAUAUCCAGUACACAAUUUUAAACUUUGCACAGAAAUUGCUGGUGUUAUCUUUUGGCUGAAUGAUCUGCUAAAAAAAAAAAAAAAAAAAAAAAAUACAAAUUCUAAUUUACAGCCCAUUGCUGCCACCUCUUGUCCAGUUAUACAGAAUGUAUACAUUAGUAGAGUGUUAAUAUUUCUAUAUGGGAUCCUGUAUUAAAUUGCUUUAAAUGAUUAUUUCUUGGUGAUUUAAUACAUGAGCUUAAAAUGUUUAAUUAAUCAAUACAUUAUGUAUACGUCAAUACUACGUAUAAUCCACUUACAUAAUCACAUUUUGUGCCUCAACUGUCAUGUUAAAAGGGUCAUUUAACCUCAUUAAAUGUAUGUAGAUGUAUGUUCAUAGAUUAUUACAUGAUUUAUGAACACACACCAUCAUGCAGUUUGGAAAAAUAGAAUGUAAAAUAGAACAGCAAAACCCAUUAAAAAAAAAAAAUGUACCAACCCACCAAAGUCUUUGUUCAUUACUAACGUUAGGCAAACUAGCUAGUUAAAUUAUGAAUGUUUUAUUGUCUAAUAUUUUUGGUAGCAUGUCACUCAGAUUAUUCCCAAAACUAUGAAGCUUAUUAUUUCAUGGCAAACCGACGUGAUACAAAUCAGUCUUGUAGAGAAGUACUGAAAAAUCUGUUUGUCAUUGAAUCAGCCUUCCAAGAAGAGCUAACCACUUAAAAAUCUUGUUUCCGAGUCAAGAGGUACGCUAUAUGGUCAAAAGUUUGUGGACACCUGAUAUGUGGGUAUUCACCAAGCUGUUUCCACAGCGUUCGAGGCACACAGUUGUCUAGAAUGUCUUCAUAUGAUGAGGAAUUAUGAGUUCCACUCACUGGCACUAAGGGGCCGAAACUUGUUCCAGCCUGACAGUGUUCUCGUUCACAAAGUGAGCUCCAUAAAGACAUGGUUUUUGGUCUGUGCUGAGCUCUGACCUCAACCCCACUGAACACCUUUGGGGUGAAUUGGAAAGCAGACUGCAUGCCAGGCCUUCUCGAAUCAUUGCUCAAAUUCACUAAUGCUCUUGUGGCUGAAUGAACAAAUCCCCACACCUUCACUCCACAAAGCCUUCACAGAAGACUGGAGGUUAUUACAGAAGCAAAGGGAGGAUCAAUUCUAUAUUAAUUCCCAUGGAUUUUGCAAUGAGAUGUUCAACAUGAUCACGUGGGUGUGAUCGUCUGGUGUCCACGUACUUUUGGCCACGUAAUGGUAUGCGGUCUUGUACUCUUGUAAACGCCUUAGGUGUAAAUCUUCUCACAGUAAAACACCUCUUAUCAGUCAAUCCAUGAUUAACCUCUUCUUAUACUGUAUAUCUGUGCUAAAAGUUGACCACCAGGUUCCUGAAGUUGUCUGAGGCACAAAAGUAGAAGUCUGUAAGGAGGGUAAAACAGAUUCAGCAAAACAAAUAAUUUUAUCAUAGGGUUGAUUUGUAAACCCUUAUGACAAUAUUACAUAUACAUAAUUAUUUUAAUUAUGUUUUUUUUUUUUUAUUUGUUUGUUUGCAUGUACAUUCAUGCAGCAAAUCUAUUAUUCUUCCACAUCCCAAAGGUGCUCUACUGGAUUUAGGUAUGGUGACUAGGGAGGACAUUGAAGUACACUGAACUCAUUGUCAUGUUCAAGAAACGACUUGUUUGUGCCAUGUCAUGCCCACUGAUUCAUACCGUCGAUGCCAAAUUCCCUACCAUCUGCAUGUUGUGGCAGAAAUUCAACAAGAUUCUUCAGACCAGGUGACGUUUUAAAAUCUUCACCUGUGUACUUUUGAUGAACUUGUGCCCAAUAGAUUCAAUAAAUUUCUGAAAUACUCAAACCAGCCCACCUGGCACCAAAAUCCAAUCAUGUGAGUAUUAAUUAAAGUGUUCGAUCUGUUUCUACACGAGCUUACGCAUUGAGCUGCUGUUGCUAAAGGUACAAUGUGUACAGGUGUUCCUAACAAAGUGGCCCGUGUGUGUUUGUGUAUGUGGCAAAGGCAUUCUUUAUCGGUCACUUUAUCGUGGGAAUGUUUUCUUUGCACAAAAUUGCACACAUAAUGCCAAGUGAGCAUUGUUUGAAUGCCGUCUGAGUGUUGUUGCUGAAUACAUGCAGUAUUUUAUCACCACAAUUUACACAUCAUAUAAUGGCUACAUUCAGCAUGAUAAUGAACCAUGCCAAAAAGCACAAGCUCAAACAUCUCAAAUAUAAAUAUAUUAUUAUUAUAUUAUUGUAGAAAAUACAACAAUGUAUUAUAUAUUGUAUAUAAUAACAUUAUAUCAUUCUCUUCUUCUUCUUAUUAUUAUUAUUACUAUUAUUAUAGGGUGUUUCUAAUAAAUUGGCAGGUGAGUCUCUUAUGCCUUGUGCUUUUCAUCAUUUGCUUUGUAAUUAUUGUUCUGGAUCUUUAAUUGAACCUACUGUACUUAUCUUAAAAUUGGCUGUUUGAUUUA
Messenger RNA from Ictalurus punctatus (channel catfish), 5279 nucleotides. RefSeq lists its product as uncharacterized. The record is from RefSeq and is a predicted model, not a curated record. The transcript has 3 exons. Gene Ontology annotation, biological process: regulation of toll-like receptor signaling pathway. NCBI's taxonomy places the organism in Eukaryota, Metazoa, Chordata, Actinopteri, Siluriformes, Ictaluridae. The coding region runs from base 490 to 1248 and encodes 252 amino acids.